Sphenostylis stenocarpa is the source of this 1296-nucleotide messenger RNA. The record is from the annotation of a GenBank genome assembly. NCBI's taxonomy places the organism in Eukaryota, Viridiplantae, Streptophyta, Magnoliopsida, Fabales, Fabaceae.
AUGGCCUCCAUACCCCUGGGGCACCACCACCAACCGCCGGCGUCGGCGGUAUCGUUGAAUCCAUCACAUCGGCAGCAGUCUCAGUCGCAACCCGAAGUUCCUCGCCGGAGCUCCGAUAUGGAGACCGAUAAGGAUAUGUCAGCUACUGUCAUUGAAGGGAAUGAGGCCGUCACAGGCCACAUAAUCUCCACCACCAUUGGAGGCAAAAAUGGGGAACCUAAACAAACCAUCAGUUACAUGGCAGAACGUGUUGUUGGCACUGGAUCAUUUGGAGUUGUUUUCCAGGCAAAGUGCUUGGAGACUGGAGAGGCAGUGGCUAUUAAAAAGGUCUUGCAAGACAGGCGGUACAAAAAUCGUGAAUUGCAGUUAAUGCGCCUAAUGGAUCACCCAAAUGUAAUUUCCCUGAAGCACUGUUUCUUCUCCACAACAAGCAGAGAUGAACUUUUUCUAAACUUAGUAAUGGAAUAUGUCCCUGAGACAAUGUACCGAGUUAUAAAGCACUACAAUACUAUGAACCAGAGAAUGCCUCUCAUAUAUGCAAAACUGUACACUUAUCAAAUCUUUAGGGGAUUAGCAUAUAUCCAUACUACACUGGGAGUUUGCCAUAGGGAUGUGAAGCCUCAAAAUCUUUUGGUUCACCCUCUUACUCACCAAGUUAAGCUUUGUGAUUUUGGGAGUGCCAAAGUUCUGGUCAAGGGUGAAUCAAACAUUUCAUACAUAUGUUCACGUUACUAUCGAGCUCCAGAACUAAUAUUUGGUGCAACAGAAUACACAGCUUCCAUUGAUAUCUGGUCAGCUGGUUGUGUUCUUGCUGAACUUCUUCGAGGACAGCCAUUAUUUCCUGGAGAAAACCAGGUUGACCAACUUGUGGAAAUUAUUAAGGUUCUUGGUACUCCAACACGAGAGGAAAUCCGUUGCAUGAACCCAGAAUAUACAGAUUUUAGAUUUCCUCAGAUCAAAGCUCAUCCUUGGCACAAGGUUUUCCAUAAGCGAAUGCCUCCAGAAGCAAUUGACCUUGCAUCAAGACUUCUCCAAUAUUCACCUAGCCUUAGAUGCACUGCGCUGGAAGCAUGUGCACAUCCUUUCUUUGAUGAGCUUCGCGAGCCAAAUGCUCGUCUACCUAAUGGUCGUCCAUUGCCCCCACUUUUCAACUUUAAACAGGAAUUAGCUGCAGUAUCACCUGAACUGAUCCAUAGGCUCAUUCCGGAGCAUAUUAGGCAGCAGACUGGUCUCAGCUUCCCUCAUUCUGUCGUGCUGGCUGCUCGGCAUAGCAUGAAAGUUGGUGAUUCUCUCUAG